AUGCUAAGUAUCCCACCCCAAGAAGGCCGAAACACGGAAAUUCCCACUCCAAAUAAGGAAAAUUUUACAUUGCCAUAUAUUUUCCAAACAAAGCAACAGCGCGACAUGCUAACGCCUGGAGUCCGAAGGGGUCACCAACGUAACCGGAGAACUACUACAGCACCAGCCGACCUUACGAAUGGUCUCCGAGUAGGUGCGGACAAACGAGACAAUCCAUAUCACGGUAUGCUUAUUGAGGAAUGGUGGACAUCGCAUCAAAUACAAAGCACAACUAUCAGGCAGCAAGACCGGUAA
Molecule: messenger RNA, 294 nt
Organism: Plasmopara halstedii
Lineage: Eukaryota; Oomycota; Peronosporomycetes; Peronosporales; Peronosporaceae
Exons: 2
Coding region: 1-294 (97 amino acids)
Source: RefSeq, a predicted model, not a curated record